AUGCAUGUUUUGGCAACUAUGAAUUCUCUCAUAUCUGCUCACAACUUAAGUCUUGAUCUUGAGGAUGUUUUUGCACAACGGUGUUUUCUGUCCUUUGUUGUUGGUUAUUAUGUGAUGGCAUUUGGUUAUUAUGUGAUGGAAUGCCAGUAUUUGCACCAAUGUGUUGACAGAACAAUUUUAUAUAGAUGUUCUGUAGGAAUGUACAUAACUACAAUGGCUGAGACAGUCAAUACUUCUGGUGAAUCUGAUAACUAUAGAUCCCCACUCACAAGGUUUGAUGUUAACUUUCCCUUUGAGGCUAGAGCUCACUGGCCAACUAAUGUUAAACCUGAACCUCAAGGAGCAAAGUGGGAAUCCUUUGAAGUAGUAUUUUUACUUACUCGACUCUUUUUAUUGGGACGUUCCUAUAAAAGUGAAUUUGAUAAUUUCAUUUCCCUUGCUGGCUUCCUAUUUGAUUAUGUUUUCGAUUGGAUUAUUUUGAAGUAUCAACAAUCACUGAAGGGUGCUCCUCCUUCCAGGACUCUUAUAAGUGAUAUAACAAUGACAUUUUCUUCUGGCCAAAUUCCUGGUACAAGCUCGGGACUACCCCCUGCAACCCCCAAUGCUGAACGGCAGCCUGGCGACGAAGAGGGGAGAAAUUCUGGACAACUUAUUAAUGCUGGAAGUUUGUCCAAGCAGAAGAUUCGCGGUGCAAAUGAUUCAACCAGCAGAGAUGCUGUGAUUCCAUAUCAUAAUUGGUCCCCGACAGGGAGUUUCAGAGAGAAUUAUCGUAAGAUUUCUUGA
Olea europaea var. sylvestris is the source of this 783-nucleotide messenger RNA. RefSeq lists its product as uncharacterized. The transcript has 7 exons. NCBI's taxonomy places the organism in Eukaryota, Viridiplantae, Streptophyta, Magnoliopsida, Lamiales, Oleaceae. The record is from RefSeq and is a predicted model, not a curated record. Bases 1 to 783 code for a protein of 260 amino acids.